Messenger RNA from Lacerta agilis (Sand lizard), 906 nucleotides. Its product is annotated as secreted frizzled-related protein 2-like. Gene Ontology annotation, biological process: canonical Wnt signaling pathway; non-canonical Wnt signaling pathway; negative regulation of canonical Wnt signaling pathway. NCBI's taxonomy places the organism in Eukaryota, Metazoa, Chordata, Lepidosauria, Squamata, Lacertidae. The transcript has 3 exons. The coding region runs from base 8 to 904 and encodes 298 amino acids. Gene Ontology annotation, molecular function: Wnt-protein binding. The record is from RefSeq and is a predicted model, not a curated record.
GCUCCUGAUGGAGGUCCGGAUCCCUCUUGCUCUCCUACUGGCCGCCUGGAGCUGCUCCUUCCCCUCCUCCUGCUCCUCCUCGCCCUCCUUCGCCUACCAGCUGGCGCAGCUGAGCAGCCGCCGCAGCAGCUGCAAGCCCGUGCCCAGCAGCAUGAGCCUGUGCCAUGGCGUGGGCUACAGCGAGAUGCGCUUGCCCAACCUCCUGGGCCACGAGACCAUGAAGGAGGCGCUGCAGCAGGCCGCCUCCUGGGUUCCCCUCCUCACCAAGCAGUGCCACCGAGACACCAAGAAGUUCCUCUGCUCCCUCUUCGCCCCCGUCUGCAUCAGCGAGCUGGACGAGCCCGUCUUCCCCUGCCGCUCCCUCUGCGAGGCCGUCCGGGACGGAUGCACGCCCGUCAUGGCCGCCUUUGGCUUCCCCUGGCCGGAGAUGCUCAACUGCAGCCGGUUCCCCCGGGGGAACGAGCUCUGCGUCCCGCCGGCCGGCCCGGAUGACAGGGUGCAGCUCCCAAAAGAAGACACAGUAUGUGCAGCCUGUCUGCAUACUGAGAUUGGGGAGAAGGAAUUCCUGGAGAACAUCUGCAGCCAGGACUUUGCCUUAAAAAUGAGCAUCAAAUCUUCAUCUGCCAUCGACGGGGACCUCCAAGUGAUCCCUGACCUCCGGGGACGCACCCUUUACAGGCAGGACGGCUGGUCGGAGGAAGAGCUGAAGAAGCCGGUUCUGUGGCUGACCGACGGAGAGGCCUGCUCCUGCGAGGAAGUGGCGGCGGCAGGGCCUGGGUCCGUGGUCCUUGCCAUGGGGCACAGGGUAGCUGGCCGGCUCGUCCUCUCCUGGGUCAGGAGGUGGCGGCGGGGGGAGAAGGAGCUGAAGAAGUUCACCAGGGCCGUGCGGAAAACGCAGUGUUAAGA